This is a messenger RNA of Candoia aspera, 3835 nucleotides long. RefSeq names its product protein phosphatase 1 regulatory subunit 15B (gene PPP1R15B). Gene Ontology annotation, molecular function: protein phosphatase regulator activity. Bases 291 to 1712 code for a protein of 473 amino acids. The record is from RefSeq and is a predicted model, not a curated record. The transcript has 2 exons. Lineage: Eukaryota; Metazoa; Chordata; Lepidosauria; Squamata; Candoiidae. Gene Ontology annotation, cellular component: protein phosphatase type 1 complex; endoplasmic reticulum. Gene Ontology annotation, biological process: response to endoplasmic reticulum stress.
CGCACUUCUUUCCCCCACGCUAAAAAGUGGGCGCUUGCGCGUUUGCUCCCUCCUGAUCUUCCGCCCUCAGUCUUAACUACCACUUCUCUUCUGCAGCCGCCGCCAUUUUAUCCCUCUCGCUGAACCUGCUUUGGAAAGCCGAAAGCGGUCGUCAGCAUUCGCUGGAAAGAUGGCAUGGCCCAGCUCGGGAAGAGGCCGUUUCAUCCUUAGAAAUCCCUUAAAUCUCACAAGCCGAAAAAGGCGGACAAUUCACAUCGGGUGGAAGCGCUGAGGUAAGGAGCGUCCCACCCAUGGAGCCGCGGAGGGAGCGAGAGCAGGCGGCCCCUCGCCUCAACACCUGCCCGCCCUCGCUGCCGGCCCCACAGCCCGACGCCCGAUUUUCAUUGCUGCGGCCCUUAUUGCAGCUGCUGCAGCGCCUCCUGCCCGGUCCGAUCAGUCCCUUCUUCUGGCUGCCUUCCGAAGUCCACGCCACCACCCCGGAGACUUCGCUGCCAGUGUGGGAGACUCCCGGCCUGACUCCGAUCUUGGCCGUUGAGCACCAGCUGCGCGUGGUCUCUUCCUCGUACGUGCUGGGCGGCACUGACAAGAGCUCUCUGCCCGAACCCUUACGGGCCAAGUUUCCCGGGAUCUUGCAGCGAGUGCCGUGGCAGCCGCGUAAAGCCGUUGUUGACGAGCCAGACUCCGAUUGCGGCUACUACAGCUUAGAGGUCGAGGAGCAGUUGCGAGAGGCCUGGGCCCCAAAGGAGUGUGGUGAGGAAAUCCAAGAACACGGGGACCUCGCGAAAACGCCGCAGCCUCUGGAGGGGGGCAGUGCUGGGCGGGAAGCGGCUGCGGAGGUCAGCUCCGAUGUAGGACCCGACCUGCCGGUGGUGGCCAGACCGGCGUGUCCUAACAAGCUGAUCGAUUACAUCUUGGGGGGCACUUGCAGCGGGGAAGAGAGCGCGGAGGAGGACAGCGAUGGUGAGGUGGAGGAAAAUGACGUUGGCUUUGACAGUGAAGCCUCCUUUUCGGAGUCGGAAAUAAGCCAAGAUGGAGAAAGCAUUCAUCUGUGGAACUCUUUCUGUAGCCCCGAUCCAUACGACCCGUGGAAUUUCACAGCAGCUGUGCAGACUGCUGGGAAUGUGGGAGAGGAAGGGCCCACCAGAGAGUCAAAUGAGAGUGAGGUGGUGGAGGAUUCCUCUUCCUGGAGUGAAAGUUCCUGUGAGGAAGAUGACUGGGAAUCUAGUAGCAUAGAUGAAUCUGAAAAUUUGAAAUUGUGGAACUCCUUUAUUAAUUUGGAGGAUCCUUAUAACCCUUUCCAUUUUAAAGCCCAAUUUCAGACUGCAGGAAAGAAAGGGAAAAGUGACUUGAAAGGAUCCACAGGUUUAGGACUUAGCCCCUCUCAACAUAGUAUCUUACUUAGCUGUCAGCUUCACCUGCUUGAUAAUGAAGGCAGUGAAAAUGUGAGGUAUGGCAUCCUCCCUAGAGAAAAAUGUAAGAAGAAGAAAAAGGUGACUUUCCUUGAAGAAGUUACUGAGUAUUAUGUAAGCAAUGAGGAAGAUCGCAAAGGACCUUGGGAGGAGCUAGCACGUGACGGAUGCCGAUUCCAUAAACGAAUUCAGGAGACUGAAGAUGCUAUUGGAUAUUGCUUAACAGUAGAACACAGGCAGCAAAUUCGUAAUAGAUUCCAGGAAAUGUAUUAUGAAAGACUUGAUAUAUUAACACCUUAUUAAUUAUCCAGGGUAAUGAUGCUUAUGACCAUCUUUCAAGACAUCUAUUAAAAUGACAGCUGCCUCUAAUAAUAUAAAACUGGGAACCAGAGUAAUUUUAAUAGUAUGUCUCAAUUCUCUGCCAACAAAUAUGCUGUAUGACCUGGAUGCAGUGUUGAAGCAAAUCUUUUGAACAUCCAGUGUGUUCAUAAUUGCUCCUUUCUAAUGAUAAGUAUAUCUAUUUUUGCAAAAGCCAAUCCAGAGAUGCCUCCUUGUGCAUUUGUAUGUUCUGUCUCAUUCACAUAAUAUCUAUGUGAGCAAAGAAAUGUGUGGAAUUUUGCACUUUUUAAAGGGGAAAAUAUUUUGCAAGUGUAUUUAUUGGGUUUGGAACCCAACAAUGCAGUUCUGAUUUAAAGUUUGUAAAUUGCAGCCUGCUCUUAUAAUUUGUGUAUAACAGAAAAUUGAAAUGUUCCUAUUUUUCCUGUAAUUGAAAUGAAUUUACACAGUAACACUGUCUACUUCUCACUGAUCUUUCUCUUACGUAUUUGAUUUUAACUGAAUUCUUUUUUCUGCAUAAAAGUCUCCCUUAUGUUUGUAGAGAUUUUUACUUUGUUGGAAUAGAAUGCUGUAUAUUUUACAGUAAAAUUGCAAACAGUAUUGGACUGUUAACAGCAGGAAUCUCAGUUUAAACCGCCAGUAAGGUGGUUAGUAACAUAUUCUUCCUCACUUUUGGCAUUAUACCAAUCUAAUAGACACAGCAUUCCAUUCCUGUGGAUAGAUCGCCAAAAUUCUGCAGCAGUUCUGUUUUUUAUUAUUUCAGAAGGAAUCUGUCCUCAGUAAACACUGUGGUAAGGAAAAUAUUAAAAUAUGUUGAUUUGAUUGCAGUCCGUUCCAGAUAUUUCAAAUUUAUGAGGGGAAAAAAAUCAUAGAAUUCAAUAUUUGUAAUGCUGAUUGGUUACAAAGCUUACCAAAAUAAUCAAUAUGAGUAUAAUUGUUCACAUAGCAAUAUAACCAUUUCUAAGGAUAGUUCUAGAAAUAUUCUUAAUGCAUUAAUCUAUUCCUAAUCAUUAAUGUUACAUAUUUGGUCAAAAUACAGGUUUGGAUUAUCUGAAGCAUUUUUUGAAUCGUGUAUGGAUUCCAAAUAGUGAUUUAAAUGGCUUAAGUAAGCAGCUGUAUCCAGUAUUCAGAAUUAUUGGGAUACAUUCAUUGGGUUAACUGACUGUUUAGUUUUAGAUGGGCUGCUCCUGGAGGAAGCAAGGAAUACCAGUAACAUCCAUUGCUGCAAUAUGUCCUUAACACAAAUCACAAUAAGUGGCUUUACUUUUUUCUAUCUAACGUUUCACUGACUUCAUGUUUGUACAGUAGUUUGUUAUACCGCAGAUGUUCUGUGCUUUAGUCCAGGUGAAUUCUAAUAGAAUAAAUAGCCCUUUAAAAAAGUUUCUGUAGAACACAAAAAUAUGUUUUAAGAUGUAAUAAUCUAGAGAAUUUAUAUAUGGAAUACUUGAUGCAUAUCUGAAAAGGGUGCCCUUGAAGUGCUGCUGCAACAUUUCAUUGAGCUAUCUGGGGCAGUUCCAAUGUAUCCACAGACCUGUGUACUUGGCUUCUGUUUAAACACUCAUAAAGCCACAGAGGAUAGAAAAAAUUUCUACCUUGAUACUGUUUUAAGUAUUGUCUUUUAUUGGUCAGUUGCUGACUACUGGGAGGAAUAGUGAUUCUGUCACUCAGUCUGAAGCCAUUUAAAAUGAUGAGUGCAGAUUCCUGAAAUAAAAUUAAUUCAUUUUUUUCUCUCUGUAGAAUGAUUUAAUGGUGCUACAUGUGGCAAUGAAGGAUGUCUUUACAAAUUUAUUUAAGUAGUGAGACAUGAAAAACUAAUUCAAAAACUUUAAAUCAAAACUGUAUCAGAAUUUUAUUUUUAUAUCAUUUUAGAAAGGCAAAAAAAUAGAGACAGAAAACUUUUCAUAUAUACAGGCUUAAAAGGAUUUGAUUGUAUCUCAUUUUUUAUACUUAAACAUAUGUUUCUGUAUAUAAUCUCUUUGAAACUAAUCUAUAGAUUGUAAUAAAGAAACUUUACAUGUUUAAACUGUCUGGAAGAUUGUGCUGCCGUGAUAUUGGAGUGUAGCUCUUAAAAUAAAUGGAGUAUUCUUUGG